This is a messenger RNA of Erpetoichthys calabaricus (reedfish), 1327 nucleotides long. Its product is annotated as zinc finger protein 501-like. The transcript has a single exon. NCBI's taxonomy places the organism in Eukaryota, Metazoa, Chordata, Cladistia, Polypteriformes, Polypteridae. The record is from RefSeq and is a predicted model, not a curated record. Bases 16 to 1248 code for a protein of 410 amino acids.
UAUGCUACCUACCUCAUGUUAAAGUUUUAUUUAUUUAAAAAUAUUUCAAUUCUUUGUUUCAUUGCAGAUUUAUGUGUGAAUAUCCACUUCUCUCCAUCUUCAACUGCUCAGCCCUUUCUUGAGUGCAAACUGGAACAUAAACAUGACAAAGAGAAGAUGAAGAAAUCAACAAGAGGAUCAGAAAAUUUGACAACAUCCUCUUUCCAGUAUAAUUCUCUUUCUGUGAGAGAAGCUGUCAAAACUGACCAAGAAUGUGGAGAAACUUUUAAAAACAAGUCUGACUGUAAAGAUAACAAGUCAGUUCAUUCAGUACCAAAGACAUAUUGCUGUUCUGAAUGUGGUAAAAGUUUCCUCCAUAACAGCAAGCUUCAGGCACACAUAAGAAUUCAUACUGGAGAAAAGCCGUAUUGCUGUUCUGAAUGUGGCAAAAGAUUUACCAAGAGUAGCAAUCUGAAGAGUCACACAAGAAAUCAUACCGGAGAAAAGAGAUAUUAUUGUUCUGAAUGUGGGAAAAGAUUUAGCCAGAUUAGCAGUCUUCAGCGUCACACAAGAAUUCACACUGGAGAGAAGCCAUAUUGCUGUUCUGAAUGUGGUAAAAGAUUUAGCCAGAGUGGUGAUCUUCAGAGUCACACAAGAAUUCAUACCGGAGAAAAGCCAUAUUGCUGUUCUGAAUGUGGCAAAAGAUUUAGUAAAAGUAGCAAUCUUCAGAGUCACACAAGAAAUCAUACUGGGGAAAAGCCAUACUGCUGUUCUGAAUGUGGCAAAAGGUUCAGCCAGAUUAGCAGUCUUCAGCGUCACACAAGAAUUCAUACUGGAGAACGGCCAUAUUGCUGUUCUGAAUGUGGUAAAGGAUUUAUCCGGAGUAGCGAUCUUCAGAGUCACACAAGGAUUCAUACUGGGGAGAAGUCAUAUUCUUGCUUAGAAUGUGGCAAACGAUUUUCUGUCAAGUCCAAUCUCCAGAAACACAACAGAAUCCACACAGGAGAAAAGUCAUAUUGCUGUUCUGAAUGUGGAAAACGAUUUUCUGACAGUUCCAGUCUGUCAACCCAUAAGAGAAUCCACACUGGAGAAAGGCCAUAUGGCUGUGCUGAAUGUGGCAAAAGGUUUUCUGACAGUUCCAGUCUCUCAAGACAUAAAAGAAUCCAUACUAGAGAAAAGUCAUUUGAACAUGUUGAGUGUGGGAAAAGUUACUUCUUUGACAGCAAGCUUCAGGCACACAUAAGAUUUCAUACUGGAGAUGUGGAAUAAAACUACUGAGAUUGUGCCAGUGGUGCUGGGAUCAACAGGCCUUAUGAAAAAAAAAAAAAUGAUAAAAAAAAAACAUUUC